AUGGCAGAAGCCGCGUUUUCCGAAGAUGGAAAAUAUUUUUCUUUAAUUACAAAGGAUGGUAGAUUGCACAUUUGGGAUACAGAGACGAAUAUUCUCAAACAGGAAUAUACUCCAGACUUCCAUUUGAAAGCACCACCAACAUGUUUACAAUGGGUGGAUGUAAGUUACAACUCGAGCCCCAAAAAAGAGUCAAGACGAAAAUCAUUGUCUGAACAGUCCAGUGUACAAUGUAUAGCAUUAGGAACAAUUUUCGGAAAGGUUCUUCUGUAUUCAGUAACACAAGCUAAAGUGGAAAGUGUGUUGGAGAAUGAGAAACAUAGCAGGAAGGUCCAAGCAUUAGACUGGAACAGAAAAUAUGGUCUUUUCAGUUGUUCCGUUGAUAGCUAUGUUAUUGAGUGGGACCUUGGGUCCUCAUCUGUUAAACAGACAUAUAAUGUAUCUAUUAGGAGUAAGUUAAAGCAAGUGAACAAAGUUUCAGCUAUUAAAAUUGUGCCACAUAAUCAGAAUCCAUCUGUGAAAUACAUAGUAGUAGCGUCUGUUAAAACAAAUAUAUGGAAAUUUGAAAAUUCUAAUGCUUACAUAGUUCACUCACUUAGCCACUCUGUGUCUGACAAAGCUAUAUUGACUGUGGCAACGCUUGAAAAUUCCAGUUGGCUUAUAGAAGGUUCACAAGAAGAACGUUUGCUUUCAUUCUGGGAUAUAACUGUCAAAGAUGAAACAUUACAAAACGGUGGUAGCCUAGCACCAACAAAUAAGAAGCGUAAGGAAGAUGUUAUUCAUACUGAAACACCCACAUACAACUUUAUCUUAGAAGAUGCUCCUAAGUUUGUGGAUGUUAAUAUAAAGUCAGACGCCAAUGGAACAAAAUUGUCACUUGCAGCUGCUACACGGAGUGGUGUUGUACACUAUUAUGGACAUAUGCUAAAUGGCUCAACAACAAAGCCAAUAAAACCAUCAGUGACAAUACAAGUAAGCACGGCAGAUGCAAACCCACUACCAUUAACCUGUUGUCAACUACCAAACAAUGGAGAAAUACUUUUGGGAUAUAGGAAUGGACCAGUACUCACAUUUGAAAAAGUUGCACCUGACUUAAGUACAAAGACACAAGUGUUAAUACGUGGUGAUGGAGAUAAAAAACAAAAGCCUGCAAAAUCCAACGAUACAACAAAGGAGGUUUCAAAUAGGAAUACAGAUGUUACUUAUGUUGAACCUAUGGGUGGUGUUAGUAGGAAGAGACCGACUGCAGGCAGUACACCCACAGAAGUGACAAUGGAAGCAAGAUUAAAAAAUCUAGAACUAGACCAGAACAGCAGAAGCAAAACACCUGUUAGUCAGAACCUUACUAAGCUGCUAAUCCAGGGUCUACAUUCAAAUGAUAAAGGAAUAAUACUAACAGUAUUACAAAAGGACGAUCCUGCUGUGGCUACAAAGACAGUGGCGACACUACCAGUAGACUAUGUUCCUUUGCUAUUAGACAGACUUGUAGAUAUGGCAACCAGAAAAACUAGUCAAUGUUCCGCGGCUUGCACUUGGCUAACGGCGUUGCUAAAAUCACAUGCUGCGUUGCUGUUAGCCUCUGUCACCUCCAGGACAGCAAACCAAGUCACACAGCUCCUGGCCAUAUUUACUCAUAGACGGUCUCACCUCUGUCAGCUACUAAAUCUAAAAGGAAGAGUUGACCUUACAAUCUCACAGCGAAGCAGAGCGGAGGAUGAAACAAACCAGGAAGCGAUAUUAGAUUAUAAUGAUUCCUCAUCAGAUGAAGCUAUGGAAAUUGAAAAUGGUGACUCUAGCAAUGAAGAACAGUGGGAUGAUGAUGGUGAAGAUGACGAUGACAAAGAAGACAGUGAUCAAAGUGAUGAUUGA
Leptosia nina is the source of this 1866-nucleotide messenger RNA. Lineage: Eukaryota; Metazoa; Arthropoda; Insecta; Lepidoptera; Pieridae. The record is from the annotation of a GenBank genome assembly.